Messenger RNA from Mycotypha africana, 1336 nucleotides. RefSeq lists its product as uncharacterized. The record is from RefSeq and is a predicted model, not a curated record. The transcript is spliced from 5 exons. Bases 46 to 1200 code for a protein of 384 amino acids. NCBI's taxonomy places the organism in Eukaryota, Fungi, Mucoromycota, Mucoromycetes, Mucorales, Mycotyphaceae. Gene Ontology annotation, molecular function: ethanolamine-phosphate cytidylyltransferase activity. Gene Ontology annotation, cellular component: cytoplasm. Gene Ontology annotation, biological process: phosphatidylethanolamine biosynthetic process.
AGUACCUUCUUCACUUUUCACCUUGGUUCUCCCAUAGUUUUUACAAUGCUCGCCGGAAAUAACACGGAAAAGAAGCCUGUGAGAGUCUGGGUCGAUGGUUGUUUUGACAUGAUGCAUUACGGUCAUGCUAAUGCUUUGAGACAGGCCAAAGCAAUGGGUGAUAUUCUUGUCGUAGGUGUUCACAAUGAUGCUGAUAUUGCCACGAAUAAGGGGCCUACUGUCAUGAAAGAAGAAGAAAGAUAUGCAGCAGUAGCAGCAUGUAAAUGGGCAGAUGAAGUAGUUCCUAAUGCACCCUACAAUACCACAGUGGAGAUCCUCAAGGAACAUAACAUCGAUUUCUGCGUUCAUGGUGAUGAUAUUACCACCAUGGCCGAUGGUACAGAUUGUUAUCAGGCAGUGAAAGAUGCAGGACUCUAUCGUGAAUGUAAAAGAACCGUAGGUGUUUCUACAACAGAGCUCGUCGGCCGCAUGCUCUUAAUGACGCGCGAUCACCACAACAAACGCCGUAGACCAUCGAUGAAAGAUGAAGAUGAGCCCAUAUCUACUUUUGCUGACGAUAGCAAUAUCACACCUUUCAGUGCGAACGGACCCAAAAAAACCACCGUAUCACAAUUUUUGCCUACUUCACGCCGUAUCGUACAAUUCUCAUCGGGUCGCGAGCCCAAACCUACAGACAAAAUUGUGUAUGUGGACGGUACAUUUGAUCUAUUCCACGUCGGGCAUAUUGAAUUUUUGAAAAGAGCCAAAGCAUUGGGUGACUUUCUGAUUGUUGGCGUGCAUGACGAUCAAACUGUGAAUGCCAUUAAGGGAUCCAAUUAUCCUUUGAUGAAUCUGCAUGAACGAGCUUUGAGCGUGUUGGCUUGUCGUUAUGUGGAUGAGGUCAUUAUAGGCGCACCUUAUAGUGUGACGGACGAGAUUUUGAAUGGAGAAUACAAAGUAGCUGUGGUGGCUCAUGGGAACACCCAUUUGGAUACGGAUAUGGAUGGAAAAGACCCCUAUGCACUACCCAAAGAAUAUGGUAUUUAUACAGAAAUUGAUACCCCCAAUUCUACUAUUACAACUGAAGGUAUUAUUGAUCGUAUUAUUGAGAAUCGUAAAAUUUACGAAGAGAGACAAAGAAGGAAAAAUAAAAAAGCUAUUGUAGAGCGUCAAAAAGAAGCAGAUGAGAAACAACAGCAGCAAGAAGGACAGCCAAUAUAAAUCAUGUAGCAUUGUAUUUUACAACAUCAGUUUCGCUAUUUAUUUAUUCAUUUAUAUAUGAUCUCAAUAAAAAACCACCAAAUUAUGUUCAUUUAUUGCUAUACAAUUCAAAAGCACUUGAUGUUUACGCUAAAUG